This is a messenger RNA of Strongylus vulgaris, 405 nucleotides long. NCBI's taxonomy places the organism in Eukaryota, Metazoa, Nematoda, Chromadorea, Rhabditida, Strongylidae. The record is from the annotation of a GenBank genome assembly.
AUGCCCGUUAUCGUUGAUGUUAACUUUUACUUGAGAAGCAUAUCCAAUAUAAAUUUCGUUAAAAUGGAAUAUGAUCUUCAAAUUACUUUUCGACAACAUUGGCAUGACUCUCGACUAGCAUAUGCUUCUAUUUUCCACGGAAGAAAUGUGCCCAAGUAUCUGAUAAUUACUGAUAAAGAUUCAAUAUGGACACCUGAUACGUUCUUUCUGAAUGAAAAGAGAGCGCACCGUCAUGAUAUCGACAAGUUGAAUUUGAUGAUUCGAAUCUAUGCUAAUGGCAGCGUGAUGUAUUCAGAGCGAAUAUCUCUCACACUGUCUUGCCCUAUGUAUAUACAGAAUUACCCUAUGGAUGAACAAGUUUGCCGUUUAGAUUUGGCAUCAUACGCCUUUACUACGGACGACAUA